Cavia porcellus (domestic guinea pig) is the source of this 3789-nucleotide messenger RNA. RefSeq lists its product as uncharacterized. The transcript has 5 exons. The record is from RefSeq and is a predicted model, not a curated record. Gene Ontology annotation, molecular function: RNA-DNA hybrid ribonuclease activity; zinc ion binding; nucleic acid binding. Lineage: Eukaryota; Metazoa; Chordata; Mammalia; Rodentia; Caviidae. Gene Ontology annotation, biological process: virion assembly; proteolysis.
AGGUGACCUCAACGGCUCUGCGGUGGGUGAGUACGACCGGUCGCUUCUUAUUUUUACUCUGAGGAUCAAUCUACCGGUAUUUUACGCCCCGAGCCAAACGGCUCCGAUCUAGGGGCAAUUUUUGUUACCUGUUUUUGUUAUCUGUUCUCUGUUCUCUGGUGACCGGGGGACGCCCCACACGGUUUUCCGUGACUCACCGUCUGCGAUAGGAUUUUCCUAUCGGUCUGGGGAAUUUCAUUCCCAAUCUGUGGUCCGUCCGGGCCAAUUCGGAGACACCCUCUGAGGUGACUCAUCUGGGCCAAUCUGGAGACACCCUGUAAGGUGGCUCGUUUGGAGUGAAACUGAUGCGUGAGAGUGAGGUGGCCGGCCUGUUUGUCCUGUGUGUUGUGGGUGUCGUGUUUAGUUAUUUGUUGUAUCGCGCUUGCGUUAACCGCCCUGUGACCAUAGAACAUCAUGGGACAGUCGACCUCAUCCCCAUUGUCCCUCACCCUCGACCAUUGGUCGGAGGUGCAGAAGAGGGCUCACAAUCUCUCCUUGCAGGUCAAGAAGAGUAAAUGGCAGAAUUUCUGCUCAACUGAGUGGCCCACUUUUUCAGUGGGAUGGCCGCCGGAGGGGACUUUCCAUCUGCCCCUCAUCCUAGCAGUUAAGAACAUCAUCUUCCACCCAGGACAAGGAGGCCACCCUGAUCAGGUCACUUACAUCUUGGUAUGGCAGGACCUCAGGGAGGAACCCCCACCGUGGGUGAAACCCUUUCUUCCCCCUUCUGACUCCUCUAUACCAAAGCUCUUAGCUCUGAAAGGACCUCCCGCUCCGGCUCCAGUCCUGCCCGACACUCCUUCUCCUUCAGCACCCUCUUCACCUGAACCGAACCCCUCUUUUCCUCCAAUACCCAUGUCCCCUCUGUAUCCCCCACUCCCUAUGAUGGCUUGCUCUGGGUCUACACCUCCAGGGCCCACAGGCCCAGCCCAGAACACUCGAAGCAAGCUACGGCCUGAGGACCCAGUUGUUACCCUUCCCCUUCGCCCCUACGGGCCCAUGAUAGAUGACGGGUCGGAUGGAGGGCAGAUGCCCGCUUUACAGUACUGGCCUUUUUCUACCUCAGAUCUCUAUAACUGGAAAAACAAUAACCCUCCUUUCUCUGAUGAUCCGUCUAAGUUAGCAGGUUUAAUGGAUUCUAUCAUGUUCUCCCACCAACCCACAUGGGAUGACUGCCAGCAGCUUCUAGGGGUCCUGUUCACCACCGAGGAGAGAGACCGCAUCCUUCUGGAAGCCCGGAAAGCUGUUCCUGGAGAAAACGGCAGACCCACCCAGAGACCAGACCUGAUUGAUGAUUUCUUCCCCUUAAAACGCCCCAACUGGGACCCCAACUCACCUACCGGUAGGCAGCAUCUUUCUAUCUAUCGCCAGACUCUAAUGGCAGGUCUCCAGGCGGCCGCAAGGUGCCCCACUAAUUUGGCCAAGGUAAGGGAAGUUACCCAAGGGCCCACUGAGACCCCCUCAGUUUUUCUGGAAUGCCUGAUGGAAGCUUACCGGCGGUACACGCCUUUUAACCCUGAAGAGGAAGGCCGACAAGGCUCAAUAGCCAUGGCCUUCAUAGGACAAUUGGCUCCUGAUAUAAGACGUAAGCUCCAAAGGCUGGAUGGUCUGCAAGACCUAACUCUGAGGGAUCUUGUUAAGGAAGCUGAAAAAGUCUACUAUAAACGGGAGACAGAAGAGGAAAAAGAGUUAGCUAGGGACAAAAGAUGAAGCAAGGAACUAGCUAAAAUGUUGGCCACAGUUAUUCAGGGAAAACCUGAGACAGGAAAGGGAAAGCCCACUCGCCCCCCAUUAGACCCUGACCAAUGUGCAUAUUGUAAGGAAAAAGGACACCUGAUCAAAGACUGUGAGAAAUUGAGAAAGAAACGAGCCAGAGAGGAACGAGAAAAACAGUCCUCGCAGCGGCCCCAAGCCCCCAUGCUCGCCUUAGAUGAAGAGGACUAGGGACUUCGGGGCUCGGACUCCCUCCCCGAGCUCAGGGUAAUGUUUAAAGUGGAGGGGACUCCCAUAGAAUUCGAGGUCGAUAUGGGAGCUGUUUACUCGGCCCUUCAGGCCCCCUUAGGGGCCCUUUCAACUAAGAAAUCUCUAGUUCAAGGGGCUAACGGGAGCAAAUAUCGCUCGUGGACCACUGAGCGCACAGUUGACCUAGGCAAAGGAAAAGUAAAACACUCCUUCCUGGUUAUUCCUGAAUGCCCUGCUCCCCUCCUGGGACGAGACUUAUUAACCAAACUGGGGGCGAAAAUCUCCUUUGAGCCCCAAGGACCUCAGGUGACAUUCCGUAACCCAAAGGUUGGGCAACCCAUGGUUACAGUGUUAUCUCUAAAAUUGGAAGAUGAGUAUAGGCUCUACAACCACCGAGACCCCCAGCCCAUCGCCCCUGCCUGGCUAACUGAUUUUAAAGACUCCUGGGCUGAGACAGCUGGGCUCGGGCUGGCAAGCCAGCAACCACCUGUGGUGGUUACUCUAAAAGCCACCGCCUCCCCUAUUCGAGUUAAACAAUAUCCCAUUAAUAGAGAAGCUCACCUAGGGGUCAAGGUACACAUACAGAGACUUUUAGACCAAGGGGUAUUGACUCCUUGUCGGUCUGCAUGGAAUACUCCGCUGCUCCCGGUCAAAAAGCCCGGGGCAAAUGACUACAGACCGGUACAGGACUUGAGGGAAGUCAACAGCAGGGUGGAGGACAUUCACCCCACCGUACCCAAUCCUUAUAAUCUCCUCAGCGGUUUGAAUCCGUCAAGGACUUGGUACACUGUUCUGGAUUUAAAGGAUGCCUUUUUCUGUUUGCCUUUGCACAAAGAUAGCCAGCCCUUGUUUGCGUUUGAAUGGACGGACCCCGAGACUGGGUCCACCGGACAAUUGACCUGGACGCGCCUCCCACAGGGCUUCAAAAACAGCCCAACCAUCUUUGAUGAGGCUCUACACAAGGAUUUAGCCCCCUUUCGGGCUCAACACCCGAACCUCACCCUCCUUCAAUAUGACAAGAUAACUUUUGGACCCCCGGUGACUCUCAACCCGGAGACCCUGCUGCCGGAAGAAGCUCCGGAACCCAUCCUCCAUACCUGCCAGGACAUCUUGGCAGAAGAGGCCAGAGUACAACCGGACUUAUUGGAUUACCCCCUACUCGAUGCAGAGGUGACCUACUUCACUGACGGAAGUAGCUUUUUGAUACAAGGUAAGCGGUAUGCGGGGGCGGCUGUGACUGAUCAUUCCAAUAUUAUCUGGACAGCCAGGCUAGAGGACGGGUCCUCGGCCCAAAAGGCCGAACUGAUCGCUUUGACUAAGGCUCUGGAGCUCGCCAAAGGGAAGCGGGCAAACAUUUACACGGAUAGCCGAUAUGCUUUUGCAACGGCCCACAUCCAUGGGGCCAUCUACCGCCAGCGGGGACUUCUGACCUCCGCAGGCAAAGAAAUAAAACACAAACAGGAAAUCCUUCAAUUGCUAGCUGCAGUUAUGUUACCUCAGAAGAUGUUGGUGACUGAUAUCAAAGAUUCUCCUCCCAAAGAGAAAGCUCAGAUUAACCAAACCCCUGAGGCAUCUGACCUGACUACUUACAUACGACAGGCCCACCGGCUCACCCAUUUGGGAGUUAAAAAGCUGUGCCUACUGGCCCAACGCCAAGACUUCCCGGGGGCAUCCCCCACUGCCAUAUGCCAGGUCGCCACCUGGCCCCCGGCAAAAGGCUACGUGGUACUAGGCCUGGACAAUACUGGGAAGUGGACCUUACAGAAGUUAAACCUGCCCGAUGUGGACUAA